AUGGCUUUCCGCUUGGCCCUGACCUGUUUUCUACUGGCUAGCGUUGGCAUCUGCUCCGCGACUUUUGGCCAUGAACACGUUCAUAUUCGAGUACACAUACCGGAAGAGCAUCAUUCAUCAAAAGAAGUCAUAGUUCACGAGCAUCACAAUGACCACGGACAUGGAGGCGGCGGUGGCUACGGUGGUAGCCACGGUAGUAGCUUCGCAGAUCACUUACAUGGCGGUUUUAUAGACCACUUAAAAGGACAUGACCACGGAGGUCACGGAGGCUUUGGAGGAGGUGGUUUCGGGGGUGGUUUUGGAGGUGGAUUUGGCGGCGGUCAUGGCCAUGGCCAUAGUAUUUCCAUUGGCGGUGGAUAUGGCGGCGGUGGACAUGAUUUUGGAGGUGAUCACGGCCACGGAGACAUUGGAAUCGGUGGCAUUGGAGGCGGCCAUAGUGGUGGAUUUGAAGGACAUGACAUUGGCGGUGGCCACGGGAGUGGUGGAUUUGGAGGACAUGACUUUGGUGGUGGCCACUUAGGUAGCAGUCUUGGAGGACACGAUUUAGGAGGUGGUCACGGAGGCAGUUUUGAUUUUGGAGGGGAUCAUAGCGGCGGGAUUGGUCAUGGAAUUGGACAUGGUGAUAUCGGCGCUGGAUUCGGAGGUGGCUUUGGAGGUGGCCAUGGCGGUGGUCUAAGUAGCAGCUUCGGUGGAGGCCACGAUAGCCAUGACUUAGGUGGCCACGUAGGUGGAUUCGGUGGUGGUCUUGAAGUACACGAUCAUCACAGCGGCGGAGGAUUUUCGGGAGGAAUAAGUGGGGGAUUUUCAUCUGGUGGCCACGAUAGCUUCAAUGGUGGUGGCGGCUAUGGCCUUUCGUCUGGAGGAUCUGGUGGACUUGGUGAAUAUGGCCAUAGCAGUAGUCAUGAUAGUUACAGUAUUGGUGGUCAUGGAGGAGGAGGUCACGAUAGUUACUCAGUUACAACAAGUCAUGAGUCUUUUGGUAGCGGAGGCCACGGUAGCCUCGGUGGAGAUAGUUACAGCGGUGGAGGCCACGGAUUCGGCGGAAGCCACGGCGGCGAUAGUUUUAGCAUUGGCCACGGGAGGGGGCUAGGCGGGGGUGGUCACGGGGGUGGAAUAUCCUCAAUAAGCUUGACCGACAUCGGCACCCAUGGUGGAGGACACGGAGGUGGACACGACUUUGGCGGUGACAGUUACACAAAUGCCAUUGGCUCAGGCCACGGUGGCGGCCCAUACCAUAAAAGGAAAUAA
Molecule: messenger RNA, 1248 nt
Organism: Parnassius apollo (apollo)
Lineage: Eukaryota; Metazoa; Arthropoda; Insecta; Lepidoptera; Papilionidae
Source: the annotation of a GenBank genome assembly